Molecule: messenger RNA, 1365 nt
Organism: Solanum tuberosum (potato)
Lineage: Eukaryota; Viridiplantae; Streptophyta; Magnoliopsida; Solanales; Solanaceae
Product: alpha/beta hydrolase domain-containing protein 17C-like
Exons: 6
Coding region: 95-1249 (384 amino acids)
Source: RefSeq, a predicted model, not a curated record
CCAUUCCUUCAACAAAAAUAGCAAAUUCCCAAAAUCAUCAAAAAGUUAUGUUCUUGAAUUUUUUUUCACUUAGACAAAAAUUUGUAUAAAAAAAAUGGGUGGUGUAUCAUCAACAAUUGCAUCAAAAUUAGCAUUUUUUCCACCAGAACCAUCCUAUCAAGUUGAUUUAGAUGAACAGACACAAAAAUUGAAACUUUUAGGUGUGUCUCAAAGUGAAAAAGGUGAAGUUUCAAUUCUACAAACAAAGAGAGGUCAUUAUAUUUUUUCAGUUUUUGUUAGGAACAAAGGUGCAACAAUGACACUUCUUUAUUCACAUGGAAAUGCUGCUGAUAUAGGCCAAAUGUUUCAAUUUUUCAUUGAACUUAGUGAUCGAUUACGCGUAAAUGUCAUGGGAUAUGAUUAUGCUGGAUAUGGAAGGUCUAAUGGAGAACCAAGUGAGCAGAACACAUAUGCUGAUAUAGAAGCUGUUUACAAAUGUCUAAAAGAGAUUUAUGAAGUGAAAGAAGAAGACAUUAUAUUAUAUGGACAAUCAAUUGGAAGUGGUCCAACUCUUGAAUUAGCAACAAAAUUACCUCAAAUUAGAGGUGUAAUUCUGCAAAGUGCAAUACUUUCCGGGCUUCGAGUUAUGUAUCGUAUAAAGUAUUCUCUCUGGCUUGAUAUUUACAAGAACAUUGAUAAAAUCCCAUAUGUUAGCUGUCCCGUUCUUGUGAUUCAUGGUACAGAAGAUGACAUAGUUGAUAUUUCACAUGGUAAAAAGCUUUGGGAGCUGAGUAAAAUGAAGUAUGAACCUUUAUGGGUAAAAGGAGGAAAUCAUUGUGACUUACAAGUUUUUCCUCAAUUUUUUACUCAUCUCAAGAAGUUCAUAAUUUCAGUGGAAAGACAAUCAGAUUAUUCGAAAAAUGUUGAGCUUGAAGAGAGUAUAAUUGACUUAGAUUAUACUCUUGAUAUUACGAACGAAAUCAAGUGCAGACCAAGUAUUGAAGAGAUUGAGAAGUCGUCGAGAAUCAGUACUGAACAAAAAGAGAUCAUUCCAAUAAGGCCUAGCACAGACAGGAAAUUGAAGCCAAGAAUUAGUUUUGACAAGAGGGAAAAGCCAAGAAAAAGCAUGGAUUACUUUGGGAAAUCAAGAAGUAGCACUGAUCAAUCUGAGAGAGGGCGGAACAGCAUUGACCGAUUUGGAGACAUGAUGAGAUCAGUAGCAAUGUGCAAUAUUGACUGUUUAAAACAGACACUAGCAGAGGAGGACUAAUACAACUAAAGUCUUUAAAAAUUGUUAUUAGUCGUGUCUGCAAAAGCAAAUUUUUUUUAGUCAUGUAUGGACCACAUUGAUAUAUUAUAUCACUACCUACAUGUUUAUGAUUUGAA